AUGAGUUGUACACGACGAGCGGGCGCGAGCCUCAUCGCAAUCCUUACUGCAUCUCCAUCCAAGCAGCGGGUUAGCCGAAGAGGCAUAGGCAUCGACACUUCUCGCCGCCAUGUCGCCUCAAGUACUCGCCGCUGGCAGCAGAGCCCCGUAGCUGCAGCGACCAAGCCAGCCGCUCCUGCCAGAACGACGCCAUCACCGUCUGCGACUGCACCCGCGCGAUCAGCGGUACCGGUCGCUCCUGCUCCUGCUCCCAGAUCACCACAGACGAAUACGGAAACCACACAGCACAACCUCACCUCAUCAACCGAAUCCGAACCCCUACGCUCCUUGACCGACGGCCUUCAGGAUCCACCACCAACACUGGGCGAAGACGAGAAGCAGAUAGACUGGACACGCUCUUACCAUGGCUUGUCAUCCACCCCUUUCACAGCCGAGCAGGCAGAUAUCCUGCAACAGGAGAUCAAGGCGGAUGAUAUCGAGGUGAAGCCCGAUGGCAUCAUCUAUCUGCCCGAGAUCAAGUAUAGAAGGAUACUGAACCGCGCAUUCGGUCCGGGAGGGUGGGGCUUGGCACCACGCGGCGAGACGAUCGUCACGGCCAAGGUGGUGACGAGGGAGUAUGGUUUGGUCGCGGGCGGAAGACUCAUCUCCAUCGCGCGCGGCGAACAACAAUACUUCGACCCCGACGGCAUCCCCACCGCCACCGAAGGCUGCAAAUCCAACGCCCUGAUGCGCUGCUGCAAGGACCUCGGCAUCGCUUCGGAGCUGUGGGAUCCGAGGUUUAUCAAGCGCUAUCUGCGUGAGCAGGCGAGGGAGAUGGUGGUGGAGCAUCAGACGACGAAGAAGAGGCGGAAGCAUUGGAUGAGGGUGGAUGAUGAGCUGAGGUUCCCGUGGAAGGAGGUUGGUGGGCCGGGGAUGACUGGACAGGCGAGGAGAUGA
Molecule: messenger RNA, 936 nt
Organism: Recurvomyces mirabilis
Lineage: Eukaryota; Fungi; Ascomycota; Dothideomycetes; Mycosphaerellales; Teratosphaeriaceae
Exons: 2
Coding region: 1-936 (311 amino acids)
Biological process (GO): recombinational repair; interstrand cross-link repair
Cellular component (GO): mitochondrial chromosome; mitochondrial nucleoid
Molecular function (GO): single-stranded DNA binding
Source: RefSeq, a predicted model, not a curated record